CGUACGUCGAGUGUUACGCUAUGUCACCCACUCACAGCACUCUCUAAGUUCUAGUAGAUGACGGCAGAGACUCAAAUGGAUAAGGCAGCAACCAAACCGGAGCCUAAAUUUUCCCCUGCACCAAAGCUGCGUGGAAUGGCUACUAGAGCCGUUGAGAAAGGCGGCGCCGGCGAGGAAACGGAAGGGGAUGAGGGAGGCCGUUCUGAUGGUUGUGAUGAUGAAGGAGAGGACGGGUCGCUGGACAUGGAGCCGAUGGAUUUGGACGAGUGUCUUCGCAAUCUGCCGGUGGUUGCGGCGGAAGAGGUGGUUCAGCGCCGGCUCAACCGCCUUAGAAAGCUCAUGGCGGUGUACCGCGGGCAGUACUGGGCGCUGCUGGAGGAGCUGCGCGCCAAGUACCGCCGCUUUUACAUGCGCACGGGGCAGAGCGGAUGGAAACAGUCCGCGCCUGCAGCAGGCGCGCAUCCUUCCGCCAUGGGGGUGACAGGGGGAGCGGGAGAAGGCGGCGAGUUCCACUUUCCGCCUGCUUCCCGGCCCCAUGCGCUUCUUCCGCCUCCGCCGCCCCCCCUUGCGCCCCCUUCCCCGAGAGACAUGGGUUUCAGGGCAGCUGCUGGGCUGGGCGCAGAAGAGGGUGGCGGAGCAGGGGGGGAGGGCGGAACAGCAAGGGGAAGCGGAGCAGCGGGGGAAGGCGGAGCAGCACGGGGAAGCGGGGCAGUGGCGGGGGGAAUGGGCCUGGGGGGAGCACCAAGGCCGGAGCCGCACGCGCCUGACAAACCAGCGAAUGCCACGUUGCACUGCGCUGCCCCUGGUCCCUGUCUGGCGAAGCCCCUGGCUCUGUCCGUCUUCUGUUUGAAUCACAUUCUUUUAGAGCCACGCCAGAGGCUGUACAAGCCCUGCACCUACAUCGUCUGCUGGGGCUCCAAUAACGGGGCGCACGUGCCCUGCGGACGCCCCGCUUUCUCCGCCUUCUCCCCCGUCCUCUGCGCCCACCACCGCCACCUCGUCCCGCCAACUCAGCAGCCGUUCCCGCCACGUCACCGGGGGUACCUGGAGCCCGUUAUAGUGGAGGCGGGCGCAGGGGGAGGCGCGGGGGGGGAGGAUGGGGGGAAAGGCGGAAGGAGGAAGGGGAGGAAGCGGAGGAAGAAGGGAAAGGGGAUUCCAGUAGGGGGAGCAGUGGGGGCGGAUGGUGGGGACCUUGGGGGAGGGAAGAAGCAGGUGGGAGUGCUUAGUCUGAGUGUGCUUAUAACGGAGAUGGUGCGGACGAUUCAGACACAAAGGCGAAUGAUGGAGGAAGAAGAGGAGAGGGAGGCGGAAAGGGGGGUGGAGGCAGAGAGGAGGCGAGAGGAGGGGAGAAGAGAGGAGAGAGAGGAGAGAGAGGAGAGAGAGGAAAGAGAGGAAAACGGGGAGGUGCAGAGCGGUGGAGAACGGGAGGUGGGGGAAGGAAGUGGGGAGAACAGAGCAGGAGAGGAGAGAGGAGCUGCAGGGAAGAACGGGGCGGAUGUGGCAGAUCCGGCAAAGGAGGGAUUUGAGUUUGAUGACGGUAUGGACUGGAUGCUGGGGGACAUGGGGGGGGCGGGAGGGAUAGGAGGCGGGGGAAUGACAGGAGCAGGGUUGGUUGCGACGGCAUAUGAUGGGCCUGGUGCUUCGGCCCACCCCCCUGUCGUCCUCUUCCUCCCCCAUAGCAGCAGCAGCAGCAGCAGGCGCAGCCCCAUGUACCGCUCAGCUGCUGCUGCUACUGCUGCUGUUACUUAUGGUGCAGGGGGCACAUGGCCUUCGCCUGGCGGGGACAGAACGGACCCCCUUUUUGCUGCUGGGGGGAGCAACCUCCCCUUACCUGCUGCUGGUAGUGCUCCUAACAGGCCAUCUAUGUCAGUGGUUGCUGGUGAUGGUGCGGCUACAGCCGCUGUUCCGAUGGGGGCUACAGGUUCUGCUACAGCUGCUGUGCGUGGCGGUACAGGUGGGGGGGAAGCAUUGGCCGAGGCCAGGCCGGCUGGAGCAGGAGGAGCAUGGGAGGUAGGAGGAGUAGGGGAAGCAGCAACAGCAGCAGGAGCAGCAGCAGAGGCGGCAGCAGGUGGGGGGGGAGGUUGGGAGGGGCAGAACGUGGGACCUGGCAGGAGCAAAGGGGGAGAAGUUGGAUUAAAGAGAAAGCGAGAGGACAGUGCAGGCACUGUUAACCCGUCUGCUGCUGCUGCUGCUGCUACUGCUGCUGCUGCAGCAUCCCAACUUGGAAUGAGCAUGGGAUUAGAGAGGGAGGUCGGAAUGGGGCUGGCUAGGGACAGGGGUAUGAGUAUGGGUAUGGAUGUGAGUAUGGAUGUGAGUAUGGAUGGCCUUGCAGGAACUGAACAGUCUAUGCAAUACCAGCCUCACAUGCUAUAUUUUGAGUCGACUCAAAAUACGCCUCACAUGCUGGAUAGAAGCGCGAGUGCUUCACACGGACAAGGUUCUCUUGUAGGCUCGAUGGCUGGGGGGCUGCAGAGAACAUCAGGAGGUAGGGCAGCGGUCCCUGGGGCAGGAAUAGCCGGGGAAGCAGCAGCCGGGGCAGCAGUAGUUGGGGCUGCAGGAGGAUCAAGUGUGCGGCUGCACCUUACAGCCACGGGAGCAGCAUCACCCACAGGAGCAGCAACAGGGACAUCAGCAGCAACAGCCGCACGACUUCCCUCUGCUGCUGCAGCUCCAGUGCCCGGUUCUAGGAACGCGGGGACGGCACAGGGAGCUUUUGUUCCGUCUGCCCGCCCAGAAAUAUCGGGCAGCACGGAAAUGUCGCACGAUGAGACAGCUGCAGCCGGGCCAUCAGUGGCAGACAGCCUGGUUAACCAUGACAUGCAUGUGACCCAUUCCGGUGGUAUGCAUGUGAGUCGUGCUACCGAUAUGCAUGUUACAUACUCACGAGAUAUGCAUGUGACUCCGGUGCAUGGCCAUGGUCCAGGCAUGUACCCACAUGUGGGGGCAACAGCUGCUGCUGCUGCCACUCGUGUCCAUAGCCAUGUUGCUGCUGCCACUCGUGUCCAUAGCCAUGUUGCUGCUGCCACUCGUGUCGAUGGCCAUGUUGCUGCUGCCGCUCGUGUCGAUGGCCGUGCUGGUGCAGGAACAGCCACUGCUGGGGGUAGGGUUUCACAAGCGAAACCUCUGGCUUCAGAAAGAGCAUUUGCCCAUUCCCCCCCUUCUCAUCCUCUCUAUCCCUCUCCUCCUGCUCCUCCUCCUGUCCAUCAUCGCCCUUCUCCUCCUCCUCCUCACCACACCUCUCCUCCUCCUCCUCCUCCUCCUCCGUCUCUUCCCACUGCCGCUGCACAUACUCAAGCUCCCUCACCUCUUCAUACUACUCCUCACCCCACCCCUGCUCUCCCACCAACGUCCUUCCCCCCACAUCCCCCCACCGCGCCCCACUCGCCCACAAUGGACCUAUCCGUAUGCCAGACCCAUUCGGUCACUAUGGGGGAGUCUCUUGGCCCGGAGGAGAGCUUCGAAGGGGAGGGCUUUGCUGAGUAUUUCUGGCAUCCAGGCGGGUUCAUCGACGGCUCAGAUGCAGUCGCUGCUGGCUUCUGGUUACAACCUGAUGCCGCUGCUGAUGCUCCUGCUGCUCCUCAUGCUGCUGCUGUGGCUGCUGCUCCUGCUGCUCCUCCUGCUGCUCCUCUGGGUCCCCUUUUGGACCCCUCUCCCCCUUCUCCAAGUCCUCCUCAUUCCAUCCCUACUCCCGGACCUCGUGCCGAACCUCCAGGGCCUCGUUCGGACCCUGUUCCGGACCUGCCUUUCGACCCUGCUCUGGUUCCCUGCUCUGACCCCUCUGACCCCUCUGACCCCCCUCUGGAGCAUCGAUCCGGCCGUCCCCCAACGCCCCUCUUGGAUGCGCCAGCCUCUGCUUGUUCAGAGCCCCCUACAAAAGAUUCAGUCCCUUUGGUUCCAUCCGCCCCUUCUGCGGUGGCUGCUGCUGCUGCCUCUGCUGCUGCUGCCUCUGCUGCUCCUGCCUCUGCUGCUCCUGCCCCUCCUGCUGCUCCUGCCGCUCCUGCCGCUCCUGCUGCUCCUUCUGCUCCUGCUGAUCCUGCUCCUGCUCCUGCUCCUGCCUCUUGUACAGUUGCUGCGUCAUCAUUUUCUGCAGCAGCUGCUAGAGGGGCAGCAGCAACAAUUGGCAAAGCAACCUCACAGGGAGCUACUCUUUCUCCUGUGGUUUUUCCAAAUGCAAGUGCUGCUGGCGUUGGUGCCGCCAGUGGAAGUAAAACGAGAGCGGUUUCAACAGCAGCUGCAGCCGCAAAUGCAGCUUUGCGGAAGGAAAGCAGCGAACGGAACGCAGGGGCCAGUGCUGGUGUAGGUGCAGCUGGUGUAGGUGUAACCGGUGGAACUCUACCCAAGACAAGUGCUGUAGCUGCUACAGCUGCUGUGGGAGCAAGAGUUCAAGCAGCAGCACCGAUAGCAGCAGCAUUGACAGCAGCAGCAUCAACAGCAACAGCAUUGACAGCAGCAGCAGCAGCAUCAGCGUCAGAGGCUGUGGCGGCGGCAGUAGCUCCAGCAGUUGUUGCGGCUGCGGCUACUGCUGCUGCCUCUCCGGAUGCAACCGCUGCUGCUGUUGGUAUUACUGCGACUGCUCUUGAUACUGCUGCCUCUGCUGCUGCCUCCGCUGCUCUUGCUGCUGCUUCUGCUGCUGCUUCUGCUGCUGCUUCUGCUGCUGCCUCUGCUGCCUCUAUUCCUGCCACUGCCUCUGUCACUCCUCUCACCACCAGCAGUGCCACCGCUCCGGCUACGUCUCCUCCGACCGCUGCUGCCCCUACUGCUCCUCCUCCUGCCACUGCUGGUCUUGCUGCUUCCACUGCUGUUCCUCCUGCCACUACCGCACCAGCUGCUCCUUUAAAAGCAUUCAGUCCUGUGCCUCAUGCCACUGCCACUGUGCCUCCCAGCUCUGUGUCUGUCCCUCGUGCCUCUCCUCCCGCGCUUCACACCUCUGCCUUUGGACCUGGGAUGUCCACCGCAAGUCAUCAUCACAGCCAGCCGUAUGCACCUUAUUUGCCUCCUGUGAAUCCCCUGAUGCCGUUUGCCAACCCCCUCGUGCCGUACGGUUCCCCACACCCCUCUGUUGCGCCUGUUGGUGCUGCCACAACUGCUGCUGCUGCAGCUACAGCUGCUGCUGCUGCUGCUGCUUCUAAAGCUGCUCCUGCCACAGUUAGUGCUGCUACAUCUGCUGCUACAUCUGCUGCUGCACCUGCUGCUGCUGCUGCUUCCCCAUCCAAACCUCCAGCUGGUGCUGCCUCUCCCAGCCAAUCAGGGCCCGCCACGUCACCUCCCAGUACCCCUGCUCACCCUGCUGUGUUGGGAGUUUCCUAUUGGCCCGGUGCUUCCCCAGGGUACCCGCCCACCACUCCCCACCCAUCCCAACCUUCAGCGUACCCCAGUUACCCCUACAUGUCCCCUUAUGGCUACUACCCACCCUACCCUCCUCCCCAUAUGGUUUCCCCACAAUACCCAUUCCACCCCCAUUAUGCACACAUGUCGCCUCAUGGAGCUCCCAUGGCUCCGCCGUCCCAUAUGCCGCCUCAUGGAGCUCCCAUGGCUCCGCCGUCCCAUAUGCCGCCUCAUGGAGCUCCCAUGGCUCCGCCGUCCCAUAUGCCAUAUGAUUCCUCCGCUGCUGCUGCGGCUGCAGCAGCAGCAGUGUCUGCGGCGGCUGCUGCUGGUGGCGGUGGUAUGCAUGUUCCUCCUGGUUCUCCCCCCAUGCAUCCUAGCGCAUACCAUCAUGCACAUCAUCAGUUCCCCCCACCCAUACAUCCAGCCUAUGGGUAUUAUGAUCAUUGGCAUCCGCACUUUCCUCCUCCCAUGCCCCAUGUCCCUGCACAGCCCCGUGCACAUGCACUUCCGCAUGCACAUGCACCACGGGCAGGGAAUCAUGCAAUGGUUGGGGAGGGCCCUGGGGCAGAAAGGGCAGUACGUGCUUCUAGUCCGGCUGUGGUCGGUAUUGGGGGAGGCAGAGGAGUGGAGGGUGCUUCGCAUGGGUUUCCACAUCCAAGCUAAGAUGGUCAUUUGGAAGGCUUUCUAAGUUUGUUUGGCUAUGGCAACCGCCAAUGUUUAUCACUGCAAUACACCUUUUAGGCCUAUGCGGAGCUCGUUAAUAUCGAGUCCUCUGGUCGCUCUCUGCUUGGUUCCACAAAAGCGAGGAGGAUUCGUAACUUGGCGCUUUUACC
This is a messenger RNA of Closterium sp. NIES-67, 6158 nucleotides long. NCBI's taxonomy places the organism in Eukaryota, Viridiplantae, Streptophyta, Zygnematophyceae, Desmidiales, Closteriaceae. The record is from the annotation of a GenBank genome assembly.